Molecule: messenger RNA, 1497 nt
Organism: Brettanomyces bruxellensis
Lineage: Eukaryota; Fungi; Ascomycota; Pichiomycetes; Pichiales; Pichiaceae
Exons: 1
Coding region: 1-1497 (498 amino acids)
Biological process (GO): transmembrane transport
Cellular component (GO): fungal-type vacuole membrane
Molecular function (GO): transmembrane transporter activity
Source: RefSeq, a predicted model, not a curated record
AUGGUGCUAUCGAAAUUUACAAAAAAGGAAACAGCGGUUGAAGAGACGCAUGAGAAAACAUCAAAAGAUGAAAAAGUGCGAGCAAGCUCGGAAUCGUAUGCACAAAAUAGGGCAACUGGAGUUAGUAUGCAUUUAGAUGAAGAGGCUGGACCCAAUUCAUCAAGUAUAGAACUGACGGAGGACCCAGAUGACCCUAAAAAUUAUCCGGACGGGGGAUGGAGAGCGUAUUUGGUUGUUUUUGGAGCUUUUCUUGGUCUCACGGUUGAUUUCGGGUUCAUCAAUUCGGUUGGUGCAGUUCAAUCAUACUUGAAUCUUCAUCAACUUGCGGAUGUUCCAACUGGAAAGAGCUCGUACAUCUUCUCGGUGUUUAUGUUGAUGACGUACGUCUUCUGUGCAUUAGGUGGAGUUGCAUUCGAUGAGCUUGGCCCUAAGAUUCCGACUGCAGUUGGUGCCAUAAUUACCUUUUUCGGUAUGUUUUUCACUGGAAGCUGCAACAAUGUGGGCUCUUUUGUUGGAGUGUUUGGAAUUUGUGUUGGUUUCGGUCUUGCAGUCAUCUCUGCACCAAUGACCGGUGUCAUAAGUCACUGGUUCUACAGAAAUCGUUCCAAAGCGUUUGCAUUGGCAACUUUGGGAGGAUCUGUUGGUGGAAUUGUUUUUCCACUAAUUCUAAACAGGCUCUACAUAGUUGUUGGCUUCACUUGGGCCAUGAGGAUUCUUGCAUUUAUCUGCUUGGUCAUGAAUGCCUGCUCCUGCCUUUUGGUGAGUGGAAGAAGAAGCCACGUUGCCUCUAAUGGUGAGAAAUCUCGUGCACUGGCUUUGAAGAGCAAGUCCAAUCGCUCGCGUGCUGUUUUCCACGAAAUUAAGACGCUUUGUUGCAACAUGGUCGACUUUAAGGCUCUGAAAGAGAUACCAUUCUUGUUUUGCACGAUUGGAAUAGGGUUCUCUGACCUUGCGUUGGUUGGAAUUUCCACCUACUAUCCUUCUUUCAUCACAUACAUUGGAUACAGUGAGACCAAGGCUAACAGUACGAUCACCAUUACUAAUGCCAUGGGGAUUAUAGGGAGGUACCUUCCCGGUAUAUUGGCUGACAGAAUCGGUCCUUUUAACGUUAUGAUCAUGAUGAUGACCGGUGCAACUUUGUCGGUUCUCCUCUUUUGGCUUUGCUGGGGAGUAACAAGCCAAAGCAUGGCCUCCGCGUAUGUUUUUUCCGUAAUCUAUGGAUUUUUUGACUCUUCCGUGCUCUCAUUGGUUCCCAGUUGCAUCGGCUCGGUUUCGCCAACCAGUAAGUUUGGCCAGAGAUAUGGAACUUCGUACCUUUGUGCCGGUCUUGUCAUUUUUGGUGGCGUUAUUGGUGGAGGUGCGAUUAUUGGUGAAGAAAGUUUAGAGCAUUACAAGUACUUUUCUGCUUUUGCUGGCUCUUUAUACGGUGCAAGUACCAUUUGCUAUAUUAUUUGCAGAUUCAAACUUGUUGGUUGGAAACUCCGUGCGAAAGUGUAA